GGGAAAUCGUCCGCAUCAAAUUGGGACCCAGAUAGCACCAAGACAUCUCUGUUUCGACUUCGACGAUACUCCACAAUGGGAGCGCUAUCGCUCUUCACCGACAGCUGGAAAGCGUUCACGGCGAGCGAGAAGCGCAACAUCGCCAUCUACAUUGGCGGGAUCAUGCUCUACAAGUUCGGCCUUGAGGCGUUUAACGGUUCGAUCAUCGCGCUCUGCACCAACCGCUACGAUUACGAUGCGCAACUUUCCGGCAGCCGGGCAAAUACUUUCGAGCGGGUUGGAAUGGUCACCGGCUUGAAUCAAGCCUUCCAGUGCGUCGGAUCCAUUCUCAUCGCGCCACUCAUCAAGCGAUACCGCACCAAGAACGUCCUCGUCUGUGCCAUCCUCGUCUUCGGAUUGUGUACCGCCAUCCUCCUCAUCCUCGACGGCGCUACCGGCGGCACCAUCAUUCCCGCCAAUUGGACCAAGGCGCACAAGAAGACCGAUUUCGCUUACUACGGUGAUUACAACACCGAUGCCAUCAUCCCGAUCUACUGCGUGUCUGGAAUUGCGUACGGUAUGGUUGAGCUUAUCCGGCGAGUGGUCCCCAGAGAUAUCGUGGGCGGGAAUGUUCAGAAGCUACGGAGACUCGAUGCCAUGGUUCACAUCUUCUACGAGAUCGCCGGAACCUCUGGCGCCUUCUGCACCGCUCUGGCGCUGAUUCCGAAGCUCGGGAAUAACUUUUCCUUCAUCGUCACCCCGAUCCUCUUCACCUGCGCCGCCUCGGUGUGGUACUUCAUGUCCGACUUGGGCUUCGUCGCGCACAAGCCGGACGUCUUCAGCACGCAGCCAACAUACAUCAGAUCGGUUCUAGGCGGCUUCUGGUUGUUCUUCGAGUCCAUCUGGACCGGAGGCAAGAUAAUCUUCACGGACCGCAAGUUCAUUUGGCUGCUCCCUGGUUACUCGAUCGCGCUGUACGGCCACCGCUACCUCGAGAACGGCGUUGCGCCCGCCAUUGCGAAGAGAUACCUCGGGAACUCUGCAUGGUCGCAGAUCAUGGUCGGCGGAUCGAACUUUGGCGAACUUCUCGGUGCUCUUUUCGUCUUCCUGUUCACGCAGGUGGUAAAGACGCCCAUUCCCUGGCUGCGGCUCGACUCUAUGAUGCUCUUGAUCGUCUGGUACCUUGCCUUCUGGUAUCCACCUACGGGGCGUGUCCAGGACGCGUGGAUGGUAGCCGGCACUUUCAUUCCCAUCUCGUUCGGCUGGGCGGCUGGAGAUGUCUCCCUUGCCGCUUACAUUCAGGCUUCGCUCGCACGAAUCGAAAGCAAGUCGAAGAACGUGUCACCGUUGGGUGCGGUCAUGGCAUUCCUUUACUCGACCUACAUCGUCCUCUACGCUAUUGCGUCUCCCCUUCUGGGACGCUACAUCGACCACGUGUAUGCCGAGACCGGCGGAAGUUCGGAUGGAGGCGAUAUCCACGGCGCGAUUAAAAAUGUAGCCGGUGUUCACUUCACGAUAAUCUUUGCCAUCAUCAUGGCCGCGACUUUCGUGCCGAAGGGGUCGCUGUCGUUCAAUCCAUCGAUGCUGAACAACCAGGACCUAGAGACGGAAGUAAAGGCUCACCUGGGCAUUGACGAGCUGGAGGGCGUCAUCGAGAAGGAUGGAAGUCCGGCGUCGAAGGAAUAUGAUUUGGAGUUGAAGAGAAGGUCCAGCUCUGUUUAGGCUGUCAUGUAUACAUGGUUUUGUACUUUAUUAACUCACUGGAGUUUAUUUCAUUGAUGGGGAGUGCGGAGUGGAAGGAAUUUAAUAAUUCGUGUUGAGC
Molecule: messenger RNA, 1801 nt
Organism: Tricharina praecox
Lineage: Eukaryota; Fungi; Ascomycota; Pezizomycetes; Pezizales; Pyronemataceae
Exons: 3
Coding region: 76-1701 (541 amino acids)
Source: RefSeq, a predicted model, not a curated record